Molecule: messenger RNA, 1480 nt
Organism: Corylus avellana
Lineage: Eukaryota; Viridiplantae; Streptophyta; Magnoliopsida; Fagales; Betulaceae
Product: Exostosin family protein
Molecular function (GO): glycosyltransferase activity
Source: RefSeq, a predicted model, not a curated record
UUAAGAGACACCACAGGAAUGGGAAGCAUAGGCAACAAAGGCAGACCAUUGGCGUCGCACCAGGCCCCUCUCUGCACACGCACCCAUCAGAUCGGAUCCCUCCUCCUAGUCGUUACCACCUUCUUCAUCACACGCCUCCUCGACGGCUCCUCCCCCCCCUGCCCUUACAUCUCCGCCAAUCUCAUCCCGACACCGCAGAGCCACGUCGGUCUCACCCCCGGUGGUUCCCUCUCAUGGCCCGAGCGAGGCUACGGGUCCCACCUCUCCCUCAAAAUCUACGUCUACGACGAGGACGAGAUCGACGGUCUCAAGCCGCUUAUGUACGGCCGGGACGGCCGGAUCACCGCCGAGGCUUGCUCGAAGGGCCAAUGGGGCACUCAGGUUAAAAUACACAAGCUGCUUCUGAAGUCGAGGUACAGGACGAGAAAGAAAGAGGAAGCGGACCUGUUCUUUGUGCCGGCGUACGUUAAAUGUGUUCGGAUGAUGGGUGGUCUUAAUGAUGAAGAGAUUAACCAGACCUAUGUGAAGGUCAUAAGUCAAAUGCCGUAUUUCAGGCGGUCUGGAGGCCGUGAUCACAUUUUUGUUUUUCCGAGUGGUAUUGGAGCUCACUUAUUUAGAUCAUGGGCAACUUUCAUAAAUCGUUCCAUUAUUUUGACCCCCGAGGGGGAUCGGACUGAUAAGAAAGACACAAGUUCUUUUAAUACGUGGAAAGAUAUUAUAAUUCCUGGCAAUGUUGAUGAUAGAAUGACUAAAACUGGGGCUACCCUCGUCCAGCCUUUGCCUCUAUCAAAGCGGAGGUAUUUGGCAAACUACUUAGGUCGUGCGCAAGGAAAGGUUGGCCGUCUUCAGUUGAUAAAGCUUUCCAAGCAAUUUCCAGACAAGUUGGAAUCUCCAGAUCUGAAGUUCAGUGGCCCUGACAAAUUGGGAAGGAUAGAGUAUUUCGAACACCUUCGCAAUGCCAAGUUCUGCCUUGCUCCUCGUGGGGAGUCAUCUUGGUCUCUUCGAUCUUACGAGUCUUACUUUGUGGAGUGUGUCCCAGUGAUAUUAUCGGAUCAAGUAGAAUUGCCUUUCCAGAAUGUCAUUGACUACAGCCAGAUAUCAAUAAAAUGGCCAUCCACUCAGAUUGGUCCCCAACUUUUGGACUACCUAGAAUCUAUACCAGAUGAAGAUAUAGAAAGGAUGAUUGCCCGUGGUAGACAACUGAGAUGCCUAUUGGUUUAUGCCCUUGAAGGAGAGUCAUGUUCAGCACUGCAUGGAAUUAUGUGGGAACUUCAGAGGAAAGUUAGGGAAUUUCACCAGUCAGCCGAGACGUUUUGGCUGCACAAUGGAUCUAUUGUAAAUAGAAACUUGGUUGAAUUUUCCAACUGGAAACUUCCCAUGCUUUUGCCUUGAUCAUGGUUGGAGAUCCCUUUGCUUGCCUGUAUCAUUUCUUUUCACAAAGCUAUACCUCAUUUUAUUCAUUGUAGUAGUUAUAGUUUUA